Trichomycterus rosablanca is the source of this 2917-nucleotide messenger RNA. It is a transcript of the gene tmem201, whose product is annotated as transmembrane protein 201. Gene Ontology annotation, molecular function: lamin binding; actin filament binding. Gene Ontology annotation, biological process: nuclear migration along microtubule. Bases 5 to 1972 code for a protein of 655 amino acids. The transcript has 11 exons. Gene Ontology annotation, cellular component: nuclear inner membrane. The record is from RefSeq and is a predicted model, not a curated record. Lineage: Eukaryota; Metazoa; Chordata; Actinopteri; Siluriformes; Trichomycteridae.
CGUGAUGGAGUUUAUAAGCGAGAUGUUGUUGCAGAACCAGGCGCUGCUGUACGGUGGGGUCGGAACUACAGCGCUUCUCACGGGCGGUGCUCUCAUUUAUAAACUAACUGCUCUCAGAAAGAAACCAUCAUAUGUCAAGGUAAACUGCUGGUUCUGUAAUCAAGACACCGAUGUUCCCUAUGGAAACAGAAACUGCUGGGAUUGUCCGAAUUGCGACCAGUACAAUGGCUUCCAAGAGAAUGGCGACUAUAACAAGCCGAUUCCUGCACAAUACAUGGAACACCUCAACCACGGAGUGUCGGCUGACGUCCCUGUGUCUGAAAAGUCUAAGACUCUGCAGUGGGUGAACUGUCAGAUGCUGCUGUGCAAGAAGUGCAACACCAACCAGACGGUGAAGAUUAAACAGCUGGCUUCGUUCACUCCCAGAGAAGAAGGUAAAUAUGAUGAUGAGAUUGAGGUGUACAAGCAUCACCUUGAGCAAACCUACAAGUUGUGCAGGCCGUGUCAGACUGCAGUAGAGUACUACAUUAAACACCAGAACCGCCAGCUGAGAGCUUUGCUUCUUAAUCAUCAAUUAAGACGCACCCGGGAUGAAGACAAAGCCCUUAUUAAGAGCACCUACUCUUCUUCCACUCCUGUCUGGCUGAUAACACUACGUGCCCUGGCAUUUCUCAUCUGUGCUUUCCUGGUCGCACUGACCAUUUAUGGACCUGGAGACUUCUCUUCUUCCUCCAGUGGCUCCCAGACGCUCAGUGGAGGGGUCACACCACCCAAACGUCCUGUUCAAAAUGACACUGAAGCCAAGUGGAAUGGCACCAAAGCUGGCCAAAUGUGGAGCGAUCUGAUAGACCUUUUUCCCGCGAAGGCUGUGGAGAAUGCCAAGCUGCUUUGGGAGUCUGGAAGUAACCACCAGAUUGCUGUGGCUUCUGUUGGCCUUUUGACCUGCAUUACUGGUGUCUUAAUGGCUGGACCUGUCAGGUUGAGAAGAAUUGAUGCUGUUGCUUCUUGCCUCUGGGUCCUGGUGUUGUGCCUGCAUGUGGUUGAAUUUUACCUUAAGACGGACACCCCUGAUUGGCUAGACACAAUCAAGCUCGCCUCCACCUCCCUGUGUUGCUUGGUUGGAUUUGCUGCAGCAGUGGCAACACACAAGCCUUCAAGUCAGAGAAGAACCAGAGGCCGCAGGUAUCUAUCGGGCAGUUCGUUUGGGAUGUACUGCGGUGAUCAGUCCUUGUUGGUGUCUGGAUCAUCUUCUUUUAUUCCCACUCCCCCACCCAACCUGGCACAGCUCCUUGCCCACCAGCAAAGCCGGAAAUCCCGCAAAGCCUCACCCUCCUCGCUGCCAGGUCGGCUCAACAGAGCUCUUUCGCUGGGCACCAUACCUUCUUUUACCCAAACAGAUUCUGGGUUUCUAUUCAGCGGGAGUCGGCCGUCUUCACAAUGCAAAGACUCGCCACCUUCAGACUAUUUCUCUCUGAAGUCGGGAAGUCGGCCCUCAUCCCCGGCUCCCUCCCCAACACCGUCGGUGGCAGGUUCGGUCACAUCCUCCUCCAGCUCAGCCAGGCAGCGUCGGCCGCUGAUCAGUCCUGCGCGGCUCAACAUUAGUGGCCAGAAGCUGCUUUUCUCCUCUCCUUUAGACACUACAAACUUUUGUCCUCCCUCAUCAUGUUUAUCUGAACCAACUCACUUCCACAGCAGAGCUUUUUCACUUAAUGUGCCUCACUUCUCUUCACACAAUAAUGACUUGGGAUCGCUGUUUGAUAACUGCAGUGUGUUUGAUCAUGUGGAAAGGAAAAUGGACGGCUCUUCAGGGUCCUCAAACUGCAAUGUGGACACGACCACAGGAAAUGAAACUGACAGCAAAUUUAAAUGGAAAGGUUGCAUUGGCCGUUCCGUUUGGCCUGGUCUUCUGGUUGCCAGCUUGACUGCCAACCUAACCUUUAUUUCUUUGUACGUAUAUUACAGUUGGACAUGAGAAUAUAGUAUCCAACGGUCAGUAAGUUAUUUAAUGUUCCCUAAUGGGAUGUACACUGGUAUUACAUACUUUUGACCCUCCUUAGGUUUAAAAGACAUAUGGUGUGCUACUGUCGGCUGUUUUUGUGGUCCAAAAGGUUGUUUUGGGUCACUUUUUGAUGUCCAGUACCACUUUCGGUCUGCUUGCAAACAGGAGAGCAUCCAGUCGAGCUCAACCAAGAUUUUGGAAGUGUUGCUGUUUGUUGAGCUGUCUCUAAAAUAAAGGAGUGUGUUGUGAUUUAUUGAAGAGAAUUAGCCCAUCUAAUUUCUUUCUUCAUGAGGUGCUAGUUUGUAAAUUAGAGUAGUGCUAUAAUGUGAAUGUCAUGGUGCUGUGGCCUGUAAUGUUCUUAAUAGAUUUUCAUCAACAUCCAGUGUAACUGUGCUUUAAGUCUUAUCAUUUAGAUUAUUUCACAUCUUGUUGUACCUGUACAAUUUAUACACUAGAAUAAAUUUACACUAAUGGCCUGGUUUACAGAAGAACUAACUGUAAAAGGCUACAGUAUUCGUCAUUAACCAGACACUGUGUUAGUGGCCUUCUGUAAGUUCAGUCCCUAUUGUUUCUAUGAAACACAUGCUUAAAUGUUUUGGUUUAUAUAAGUAGUGUAUAGAUCAUAAGUGGUUUGAUUUUUGCAUGUAGUUUCUCAGUGCAAGAAUAAUAUUUUGAACAGAAAACUUUGUUAAACAAUUAUGCAACUAAACAUCCAAAUAAAACAUCCCUGAAAAAAUCAGGUUUUAACUUAUCUUUUAAAAACAGAACUUGAACAUUUUAUUUUUGGACACAUUAACAUUUAAGGGUCAAACUCAGAGAAUUCACUGCAGAGACGCUUUCAUAAAAGAAAUGCGUGCUUGUUUAAAUCUAGCAUUUUCUUUCAUGUUCAAUAUGUUCAAUAAAAACUUAUGGCAAGAA